Molecule: messenger RNA, 4779 nt
Organism: Zootoca vivipara (common lizard)
Lineage: Eukaryota; Metazoa; Chordata; Lepidosauria; Squamata; Lacertidae
Source: RefSeq, a predicted model, not a curated record
GUAGUAGUAGUAGUAAUAAUAAUAGUAGCCAGAGCAUCUCGGGAGGUGGGGCGGAGGUGUUUCAAUAAAUGAGGGGAAACCGAGGGAGAGCCGUGGGCUGGAGGGAGGUUUCAGGGUGUGUGUGUGUGGGGGGGGAGUGGUAGCCAUGGUAAUGGGACGGAGGACAGUAAUAUUCCAACUCAUAUUCUGCAUUUAUAUGCCCCCCGUUCGUAUAUGUGAAUCGUAGCAACAGGCCUGCUGUACUAGGUCCGCACUGAGUGUUUAUAUCGAGGAGGAGGGGCUGAGUGGAAGGCCACGUAAGUAAAAAGUCCGUGGCAGUUUGAACAAAGUGUAACCUUGUUCUGUUGCCUGCCUACCUACCCACCAAAAGAUAUUUGCACAACGUCUCUGAAUCAUUCGCCCGACAGCGUUUGAAUAUGAAGCACAUUGGGAGGAGGGUAGCCUUGGCGCUUUUGUCACGGAUUCUCGGCCGAACAGCAAAGGCAGUGGUAGAAGUGUUUGAUAAGUAGGGUGGGUGGGGGUGCGUCUGUUUGCACCACCAAAAAAGUUCUCCUGCUAGCAAAAGCUAGAGCGGCCAGUAGUUCUUCUUUGCAGCAGUUGGCCAGAUGUAAGGAUACAGAGCAGCAUUCAAAUGCACUGGAGUUUCACGCCCAUCUGUCGCUCAAGAGGAUUUGCUUCCUGUCAUGAGAUCUGCUGCAUAGGCACUUGUUGCUGGAACUUGUAAAAAAAGUCUUGCCGCACUGCCGCAGCAAAAAAUAUAAACUGCCUCCACCGCGCAACCCUGAGCACUAUGCCACCCUCUGUCUCUGUCGCACAGAGGUGCCAGAACACACCAAAGGUGUGCCGGAACUCAGUUCCAGUGAGUUCCGGCUGAAAAAAAGGCCUGGGUGUUAUUAUUCCCACCCCAUUUUGUUACGUUUGUCUCACCAUGCUGUUCCAAAGAGCCUUUGGGUCAGAUGGAGUAAGCUUUAGCAUAGUGCAGCUCAUCAUUGUAAUCUUGUUCAGCAGCUAAAAGCCGCUGGGGAGGCCUCCAGUUUCAAUUCAGAAAUAAGAAGUUUUGAAAACACAGCCCUGCGGGGGUGGAGAUUGUGAACAGCAGGAUGGGGAUAGAUAUUGGGGGCAUAUUGGGAGGGAAGCGCGGAGAGGAAAGCAUAAGGAUGGUGAUUCUUUGUGUAGAGGUGGAGGCAGCAUGGAGCUUGGGAAGGAGGCUGAGUAACCAUGUUGGGAAGAAGGGAGGAAACAUUCAUUGAUAUGGGACACCAAAGGGUAACAUCAGGUGGCAAGUACUGAUGUUCACAAAUAGGGACUACUUUGGAGCUGUUUCUGCCCGAAAUCAGCACCAUUGAAUUGGUAGGUACACUUGGGGCUCUGGAGGGUAGAAGAAAAGGGAGAUCACCACCUUAGUGACUCUCACGAAGGCUGCUGUUGGAAAUCUUUCCUUCUCCCACCUACUAUGAGAGACUUCAUAACUGAGAAGGGCAGUAAGUAGUCCUGGUAGCAGGAGUCAGGUGAUGGUUAACCAUUGUUUACUGUAUAAUCUUAUCCAUGUCUACUCAGAGGUAAGUCUCAUUGAGUUGUAUGGGUCUUACACUUGGAGAAAUGGUGAUAAGAACUGUGCAGAGGGCUUCUCACUUGUAUCUUGUUCAUCCUUGUAACAACUCAAAGGUCAUCCACUUGGAUACUGGGCAACCGAGACUGAAACUAAUAGAGUGAUUCCUGAGCCAUUAAUAUCUAAGACUGAGCUGUACUUUGAUUACCCAGAUUUGCAUGUGUAGUUUAAACUACACAAGAUCCAGACUCUGUUCUCUAGGCACUGGGUCACAGUGGAUUCCCCCCUCCCCCCAGCCAUAAACACAUUCCUUUUGUAUUGUGUAUGGCUUUGAGUAGUAGCUGUCUUCUGACAAACUCAACUCUGGCCUGGGUGGAAGGGAUGGCUUUCAGAUUUUUGACAUCCUGAGUGUUAAACGCAGUGCCUCAUUAAAACUGACUCUUCUUUGCCAUCACCCUUCUAAUCCUAGAGUGAUUCUUUGCCAUAAUGGGUUGCCAAUAUUUUUGAACCCAUGGGCAAAUUUGGAAUCUUGUAAGAGUACCAUGGGGACCACUUCUUUGGCUUCUCUUUCUUGCCCCAGACUGAGUAAGCACACACAGAACCUUUGCUCUUCCAAGGGGUCUGGAUAAAAGCUGGAACCAGUGCAACUAACAUGGCUCCUCUUGAAUUUGCAUGAUAUUUACAGCAUCCUUCAAAAUUCACCAUUAUAUUAAAGCUUAAAGUGGUGCAACACACAGUAUGAAUACAGUGCUGGUGUUUGUCCACCACAGCCCCAAGGCAUGGGAUGUUAAAACCGACAACAAACCACAGAGUACAUUUGUGGAUACAACAGUCCCCUAUCACUUGGUGGCGGUUUUCAGGGGAACUAUUAUGAGGAUCUAUAAGAAUUCAUGCAUGUUGAAUCCCUGUUGUAUCAUGGUGGUUAUGCAAUUUCAAGAGGAUCUAUUUUACUGGAUCAAACAUUUAUGUGUGUGCACCUAUAACAGCGAAACCAGAUUCCUUCAUCUGCCCCGGCUGCAAUAAAACAUGUCCCUCCCAUGUUGGUCUGUACAGCCACAGCAGCUGCUGUAUCUUUCCAACGGUUUGACUUCAUCUCUGAUGGUGCACUCUUCCAUUGUCUAUUGAGGCAGAUGGCCGCCAGCAAUAUAUGCCUCCUUCCUCUCUGUCUCCCAUUCCUUUUCUCUCUUUGGUUACUUGCUUCUUGUUCCCUUUUACCCCACACACUUUAUAUUCUGUUAAGCUGCUGAUCUGAGCUUGAAAAGUAUAUAUCAUGCUGAAAGAGGAAGUGGGAAAGAGCAUUACUCUUCCAACUUCAUCGUUUACUACUCUGUAGUUUUCGGUGGGUUGGGGGAGUUAACAACCCAUGGCAUUUCAUGAUGAAGUGGGGUGUUCAGGGGAAGACCUCAAGGGUGCCGUUAUGCCCAUGGGCACCAUGUUGGCGAGUGCAGUUCAAGUCUACUUCUACAGUCUAGCACUUAACUUUGUAGCCAAGUCCUACAUUCCUGCAUCUUACACUGUUUAAUCUUUAAAGCUUUAAAAACCACACACCUUGACAAUCUGAUGAAAAGAACAUUACAUGCCCUCAUGGUGUUUUUCUUUUUUUAAAAAUGUCCAGAGCUAGUCAUGGACAUACCAGUUUUGGCAUGCGCUCAGAUGUUGAGUUGGCAUGUUCUUGAAAACCUUCCAAAUGUUAAGCAAGGUUGUGGAGACUUAGAGAUUGCUGAAACUGUUGUCAUGCUUGUUUCAUCACCUGGUGGAGCCUGUUUGUGUUGACUAAACUGAAAAUGAGCUAGAUAUAGUUGAGGAAAUCAUAAAGAGUUGGACUGAAGACCAUCUCGUUCAAUUCUCUGUCCCAAACCAGCAGAAACUGACAGAUCCAGGAGUAGCCAAGUGGGUGCCCUCCAGAUGUUGACGUCAUUGGACUCUCAGCACCCCUGACCAUUGGCCAUGCUGACUGGGGCUGAUGGGAGUUGGCAUCCAGCAACUGAGGCUUCCCCUGAACCAGUCCUUGAUCCCGUCUAGGCUCCAGUGAUACUCGGCUGAGAUGAUUUCCAAGAAGGCAGGUCCAUGAGGUCCAAUCAUACAUGGGCCGCCUCGAGACAUCAGACAAGCAGUCAGUCCACUUGGUGGAGAACGAAAUCCAGGCGCGAAUAGACAGGAUCUUCAGCAACUUGGAACGGUUGGAAAUCUUUUGUAACAAGGAGCCUCCUAGCAAGCGGCAGAAUGCCAAGCUACGAGUCGACCAGCUGAAAUACGACAUCCAGCACCUGCAGACGGCGUUGAGGAACUUCCAGCACCGGCGUUACGCACGGGAGCAGCAAGAGAGGCAGCGGGAGGAGCUUCUGGCCCGAACAUUCACCACUAACGAUUCUGACACCACCAUUCCGAUCGAUGAAACCUUGCAGCAUAACGAGUCCCUCCAAAAUGCUCACCGUGGCAUGGACGAUCUCAUUGGCAGUGGGACCAGCAUUCUGCAGGGCCUGAGGGAUCAGAGAGUCACAUUAAAGGGCACCCAGAAGAAAAUCCUGGAUGUUGCAAACAUGCUCGGCUUAUCCAACACAGUCAUGCGCCUCAUUGAGAAACGUGCCUUUCAGGAUAAGUACUUCAUGAUCGGAGGCAUGAUCGUGACCUGCGUGCUCAUGUUCCUCAUGGUGCAGUACCUGACGUGAGCGGCGAGAGAACUUCCCAGCGGACUGUGAUGGACUGACUGCCUUUCUUCAUAGACUCCCAGCGUAACGGCGAACCUCCUGCCUCCCGGACUGGUCACGUUCUCUCCUUACGGCAUCGUGAGAUGGCUCAGAUUUAGCAUACGUGGACUCAGGCGCUUGGUGCUGAAGGGGUGCUUACAAAGCCACACGGCGCCGAGAUGCAGUGUAAUUCUUCAGCCAGGUGGUUGGCUGUCUGUCUGUGCCCCACACAGGUUUAGCAGACAUUGGCAUGCGGUUGUCAUGCACUGCUCACAUGAGCGGUGCACAUUCAUGUGGUCACAGAACCCCCGUGCAAUCGUGACGGAAUCUAUGAGAAAACUCCCAACGACUGGGCAGUCCGUGGAACUGCAGACCCUCUUGGUAUUCUUAUGAACCAGGUUACAUAUGUGAACGUUGUGGUCAGCUGAGCGGUUUUGAUUUAUUUUACCUUAAUAUAGUCCUAGGAGGCAAGGAGAGUAUUUUCCUGCCAUGGCUGAAACAAGUCGAAAUCUUCAUGGGCCAAAAAGAUCUUCUUUUUCGGAA